This is a messenger RNA of Trichobilharzia regenti, 1282 nucleotides long. Lineage: Eukaryota; Metazoa; Platyhelminthes; Trematoda; Strigeidida; Schistosomatidae. The record is from the annotation of a GenBank genome assembly.
GGGCUAAACUCGUACUUGUUAUGCGAAUGUCAGGAGAAUGAUUUACAACACAACGGAAAAUAUGUAAUGUAUAAUGUAAUGUUCGUCGAAAGGUCAAAAUAUGCAUGAAUUCUCUAAUUAGGCCGUCCAGGAGGGAUUUUCAAAACAAUUUUUCCAUUAAAAUACGUGCCCAGGUAGAUUUUCGUUCCACUACAUUUUGAUGGCUAUUCGCUUCGGACGCCCAGAUUUACUCUUGUACCUAUCUGUAGAAUGAUUUAAUCACGGUCAAUGUAAGCUCCUGAGAAUUAGAGGAACCAUAGAGGAGACGUAGUUCCAGAUGGCUGAAAAGACAAUUACUAACGGUUGGAUACAUUUGGUCAAUGUGAAGGUCGUACUGGCAACAUGUGUUGAGAUAAGAUCUGCGUGUCAUGACUUUUCUUGGCGUUUCAAUAUGUUUCCAUGUGCAUCACACCUCGAAGAUAGAUCAAACAGCACUAGUGAUCAUUUUCGUGACGACGAAAGUUGGCUAAAGAGUUCAACUUAUACAGAAAAAAGUUCAUCUAGUAAUCGUGUUCAUGGAAAUAGUAGUCAUGAAGUACAAGAUUUGAAGACAACCGGAAAACGUUCUCAUUCCUAUAAAAAAGAUGAUAUAGUCAAGAAGAAACCAAAAGUCACGUCAACCGCUGUAUUUCUAGAAGAUAUUCCUGGGCUAAAUAUUAACGACGCUUACAGAAUUGAUAAAACUUAUAAUAAAGAGAUUUAUAAACAUGGAUGUGUUUAUGAAAAGCAUGUAUCACGAUACAAUCAGAAGAGUAAAACGAAAAUAUUAGGCUUUAAAGAUUUGCGUUUAAGUGAUCUUGUGGGCUCUGAAGUGAAAUGUAAGCCUGGAGUUAUUAAGAAGUCACGGUAUUUCAGUAAGUCAAGUAAAGCAGUGAUUCGAAAUCCCCCUGUUACUGUAAAAGCCUGUGAAUCAAUUAAUGAUACUGCAACAGAUUUAAUUCCACUGGUUGAUCGAAUUACUAUCCAGCAUAAACCAGUUGAAGAGGUGAAAAAUUGUGAAAUGUUAAAUCUUUGCGAAGAACUUAAUCGUCGAGUUUACGAUAGACCCGGUGAUAUAAUUUCAUGGUUGGAUCUUAUUGACUUACAGGAUAAGGGGGCAUCUUUUCUUCAUAUUGCCAGUAGCGAUGCUGAACAGAAACAGACGUGUACCGAUUUCAAGUAUUCAAAGAGUGACAGACUGAUUAUACUUAAGAAGCAGUUGUCAAUGGCUGAUCGAGCGCUUACAGCUAAUCCGGUAAUUUAA